UCAGAUACCAGUUGUAGCUGUUGUGUUUGCUGACUUUUGAUGUGUACCAGAAGUCAGCAAUGUCGAUAUGUCCAUCUGGUGUUCCGCGAGUCGGCAGACCAAAUGUCGCGAUCUAUUACCUGUUGAUCCUUCUAGGCCUAUGUCUUGGUGCUGAUGCAGGUAAGACUACGUACUACGACAGCCCCCGACUGCCAACGACGCUGGUGCCCUUUCACUAUGAACUGAAGUUGCUUACCCGCCUGGAGAACUCGUCCACCUUUGGCUACGAGGGCGCCGUGAACAUUUCAUUCUUCGUCCACAAGUCCACAGAUGUGGUGGUGCUCCACGCCAAUGACUUCAGCAUUAAGUUGGGAAAAAUCCGGCUUCUGGAAUGGAACACACUGAACAAGUACGAAGUUACGGAGUUCAACUUUAAUAGAAAGUUGGACUAUCUAAUAAUAAAAGUGGACAGUUACUUGAAAGAGGGUAGGUACUACAGUCUGAAUAUCGAGUUCGGUCGACGAAUGUCGGAGAACAGAAGAGGGGGCUACUUUUUGGUCUACUCCACGGAUGUGGUGUCGCAGCAGAAAAGCUGGUACUCGCUCACCCACUUUGAGCCCCGCUCCAUGAGGUACACUAUGCCCUGUUUCGACGAGCCCGCUCUUAAGGCCACUUUCAAUGUGACCCUGGGCCACCACAAGCGCUUCCAGAGCUUCAGCACCAUGAAAGUGGUAUCAGUGUUGGCCCACAAGGAAAUGAAGGACUACGUGUGGUCGGUUCACGAGACGACGCCACUGAUGCCGACCUACUUACUGGCCUUCUCCAUUAACAACUUAACCUGCACUUUCAGUCAGACUGGUGGUCCAACUCCCGUCCGAAUCCGCACCUGCGCCAAGUCCAGCGAGCUCAGGCUCACGACAUUCGCCUCUCAAAAGGCUCCUUUGUUCCUCGAAUACUUUGAGCAAGUGCUCGACAUGGUCCUCCCCCUCAACAAAAUCGAUCAGCUGGCGGUGGAAAAGUAUCCCACCGAUGCCAUAGAGAACUGGGGCCUGGUAGUCUACUCCAGCGACUUAAUACUGCAAACCGACGAGCCUGACAUCUCCGAGCCGUCCCGUUUCAGGUUGCAGGCCCUGCAGUUAAUCUCUCAUGAAAUAGCUCACAUGUGGUUCGGCAACCUGAUCACCGUCGCCUGGUGGACUGAUGUCUGGCUGAAGGAGGGCCUCACCGGCUACUUUGAAGUUUUGGGCAUUGAUCAUUUGUAUCCGAGACUUGGUCGCAGGAUUCUGGCUAAGUAUCGAGAGACGACCCUGAUGCACGAGGCAGAGAGCGGAGGCAUAUUCGUGUCCAUCAAGGAUAUACAAGCGAACACUUCCAAUAAAUACGCGUACCAGAAGGCAACGUCCGUGCUGCACAUGGCGGAGGGUAUGGUGGGAAAUACGACCUUCCUUGAUGCCAUCCAUCGGUACCUGUACCAGUACGCAUUGGCCAGCGCGACAACGGAUCAGUUUUUUGAGAGCAUCCAGCAGGCCAGUGACCGUGCCAAAUCCCUGCCCGAUUACGCUUACGUCAAGGCCAUCAUGGACACAUGGAUACUCCAGAACGGCUAUCCGGUAGUGAAUGUGAUAAGGAAUACUAGCCUGGUACUCAUUCAGAACCACUUCUCCUUCAACGAGUCCCGGAAGGAGGCCUGGUGGAUUCCCCUGACAUACACGAUCCAGAGCGAGCAGAACUUCAGUGACACCAGACCGAAGGCCUUCUUUCCGGCCAACAGUCCGCUGCUGAACCUGGACGUCUUCGUUCCCGAGAACGAUUGGAUCAUCUUCAAUGUCCAGGCCAUGGGUUAUUACAGGGUUAACUACGACGAGAAGAACUGGGAUCUGAUUGCAAAAGCUCUGUCGGAGGACCACCAGAGCAUUCACGUGCUGAAUAGGGCGCAAAUUGUGAGCGAUGCUUUGUUUCUCUGGAAGAACAAGCGCAUCAGUUGGUCGACCGCGCUGAAUGUCCUCAAGUACCUCGUCGACGAGGACGAGUUCGAGCCCCUGAUGGCAUUGGUUGUCGGAGUGACCAACGGCUUCUGGGGCGUGUCCCCGGAGAGUUCCAUGGCGAUUGCGAAAUGGCUGAGCAAUGCUGGAAAGUGGUAUGCAGAGUUCAUCAAUUAUACGUUCGACCAGUUGGUGUUCAUCGAUAAUAUUCUGGAGUCCGCUGACGAUACCUCGGUAGAAGACUAACCACAGGCAACGGGAGACCAUUCAGGAACCGCAGAAUAAUGGGCAUACAGCCAUCCGCUUUCUAUUCUGCUGCUUCACCGCAUCUCUUUGGGGGAUAGGGAGCGAAAUGAAACCGCCAUCAAUGAACCGCAAUUGUAUUUGUUUGCAAAUAACUGAGCGUUAUCUGAGACUAUUUAUCUUUAUCUACAAUGACAAAAACAAAAACAACAACAACAACACCAGCAAGGCCAGGCCAGGCCAG
Messenger RNA from Drosophila persimilis, 2448 nucleotides. Its product is annotated as thyrotropin-releasing hormone-degrading ectoenzyme. Gene Ontology annotation, biological process: proteolysis; peptide catabolic process. Gene Ontology annotation, cellular component: cytoplasm. Gene Ontology annotation, molecular function: zinc ion binding; peptide binding; metalloaminopeptidase activity. Lineage: Eukaryota; Metazoa; Arthropoda; Insecta; Diptera; Drosophilidae. The transcript has 4 exons. The record is from RefSeq and is a predicted model, not a curated record. Bases 60 to 2207 code for a protein of 715 amino acids.